CUCGCUCCCUCAGACAGCCACCCAGCCACCCCUAGCAGAAGUGGUUCGACCGCGCACUCUGUUUACUCGCAGCCACGUGCGCCUGCAUUCUGGUUAUGUGACUCGCGCGACUGCCAUUGCGACUGCUUUGUUCCGUGUGCUUCGUUGCUUUGUGGGAGCGGUGAGCUCGUCCGCUUCGUGAAAGAUGGCUGCUGUGAAGCGACAGAACCUAACCAUAUCUUCAAAGCUGGAGAUCAUCAGAAGAGUUGAGCGCGGAGAAAAGAAGUCGGAUGUCGCCGCAGCGUACAGCAUCCCCAGAAGCACGCUGAGUACGAUUUUGAAAAAUAAGGCCGACAUUAGGGCUAAGGCGGACAAGAGGCCUGCUGCUACCACCAGCGCUCGACGAGUACGGACGGCUGCAUUUGAAGACGUAGAGGCUGCAGUGUAUAAGUGGUUUGUUGACGUUAGGUCGCAAAACAUCCCCGUUUCUGGCCCAAUGAUCGAACAGAAAGCAAAGGAUUUCGCUUUCAUGCUGAACAGACAUGACUUCAGAGGCGGCUCAGGCUGGCUGCAGCGGUUUAAAGAGCGUCACGGCAUUGUCGGCCGUGCUGUCACCGGUGAAAGCCGCGCUGUAGAUCUCGGCAGCGUGCAAAAGUGGAUUGAUGAAAAUUGGAACGACAUUAAAGCAAGGUACCAUCCUCGUGAUAUAUUCAACGCCGAUGAGACUGCUUUAUUCUGGCAAAUGCUUCCGAACAGAACGCUGGCCUGUCGUGAUGACAAGUCCCACGGCGGGAAGGUCAAUAAAGCCAGAAUAUCCGUGUUGCUCGCCACCAACGUCGACGGGUCAACCAAGCUUCGACCGCUCGUAAUAGGAAAGAGCAAAUCACCGCGGUGCCUAAAGAACGCACUUUCUGUCCCGGUGUCUUACAGAUCGAAUGGGAAAGCUUGGAUGACAAGCGAACUUUUUGGCAAGUGGCUCAAGUCCUGGGACGACGACCUGGUAAGCCAAGGCAGAAAGGUCUGCUUACUGGUUGAUAACUGCUCUGCCCACCAUUGCAACGUCAGCGUCAGUAACAUCGAGCUUCGUUUUCUUCCGCCGAACACAACGUCGGUGCUGCAGCCUUUAGACCAAGGUGUCAUUCGUGCACUGAAGGCAGGCUACAGAAAGCGACUUGUGCAGAGGCUUUUGCUAAACCUCCGCACUGGCCGGGAGCUGAAAAUUGACCUCCUGGGAGCAAUAACCAUGCUGAAUGGGUCAUGGAACGACGUCAAACAAGAAACAAUUCAGAACUGCUUCCGUCAUUGUGGACUCUCUGCUUCCGGCGAGGCUGGCGCGAGCUCAUCAAACAAUCACCAUGAACCCCUGGAUAGCGGUGAACCGCUGGAGGAACUUGAUGAGUUGUUUAGCCAGCUUGCCGAGUUCCCGGGUGCUGUUUGUGAUGGGACUGCAGCAACAGACUUCGUCUCCGUCGACGACGAUGUUCCGACAACCGGAGAGCUCGCUGACGAAGACAUCAUUGCCGACCUCACUAGGGAUGCCGCCGGCGACAGUAACUGUCAGGAUACGACGAGUUCGUACCCGCCAUCGUGUUCCGACGCAUUUAACGCGCUGAGCGUUGUUCGCCGUCACUGUGAGUCAAUAGAAGGCUGUGGGCUCAGCUGUUCUCAGUCGCUCGAUAACGUUGAGAAGUGCAUGCUUAAUAAUGCUUUCAAAAUCAAAAAGCAGAAGAAGAUCAACGACUAUUUCUCGCAUUAAUAGUCCCACCGUACAUGUUUUUAUCAAAUAAAGAAUGCUUUUUACUGAGGUGCGGUUUGUACAU
Dermacentor albipictus is the source of this 1799-nucleotide messenger RNA. Its product is annotated as tigger transposable element-derived protein 6-like. The record is from RefSeq and is a predicted model, not a curated record. Gene Ontology annotation, cellular component: nucleus. NCBI's taxonomy places the organism in Eukaryota, Metazoa, Arthropoda, Arachnida, Ixodida, Ixodidae. Gene Ontology annotation, molecular function: DNA binding.